CGCACGGCAUCGUCUUCAAGGCCAAGCAUGUGGAGACUGGGGAGAUCGUUGCUCUCAAGAAGGUGGCUCUGCGGCGGCUGGGGGAUGGCAUCUCCAGUCAGGCCCUGCGGGAGAUCAAGGCCCUGCAGGAGAUGGAGGACAGUCCGUAUGUGAGUGAGGCUGGGCUCUGGAGGCCCGUCCUCCCUCCUGCACGCCCUCCAGUUUAUCCGGUCACUUAGUGCCCUUCCUCGUCCGCCUGGCCCCCCUCAUUCACCAGUUAUUGCGUUCCUCACUUCUUCCCUCUCGCAUUCACAAACUCAUUUUUUCAUUAACUCACCCAUUCACUUAGUCACUAACUUACUCUUUUUCUUCUGUAACAUUCAGUGAUUUCUAACAGUAGUGGCAACCGCCUCCUGUGGCCCUCCUGUCAGGUUCCGCAGGCUGAGUUACCUGUUACCCUGCACUGCCAUUCUGAGUUCACCGCCUCACGGGGCAGGUUUCAGGGUCUCCCUCCUGGGGCCCAGCGGGGGGAGACUCAGCCGCGACCUCACUGGCACUGGGUCACGGACCCUUUGGCCCAGGUCUGAUUGAGGAGUCCAGAAGCCGACCUCGGGGCUUCCCGUAGACCCUACCCUGUGCCAGGCACUGGCCUCAGCCUGGUUCUUGAGAAUAUCAGUGUGCCAGGGAAGGUGAACAGGCCACAGGGCACACCUGGCGUGGCUCGUGCUGAGGGGGGACUGGAAGUGGCUCUGGGCGCAGGAGGAGGGAGACCUGCCUCCAGCCUCCUUGCUCCCCGUGGUAUUCUCAGCCCUGGGGAGUCACAAGGAUGGGUCAUGUCCUGCCCUGGUGAGUUUGUCAUUCUCUGGAGACGUCCAUGAUGUAUCGGGUGACAAAAGCCCGUGUCCCCCUGGUUUUGUGUGUGUGUCUUUGUAUGCCAUGUCUGUUGUGAAGUCUGGGAGAAUAUACUGUAAGAUCUAUUGUAGGUAAUAGGACUUUUCUUCUUUUCUUUUCUUUUUUUACGAUUGUGUGCAUUUUCUGAAUGUAGGUGUAUGUUGUGAUCUGAAAAAUGACCAUAAGCCUAUCGUCAGAAAACCAGUAAUAGUAGCAUUCCUGCUAUUCAAGGAGAGUCAGAGGGCUGCAGACAGCCGUCAUGUGGAAGAGGUGGAGGGCCUGGGAGGGGGCUGGGGUCGUGGGCCCAAGUCCUGCGGAUAAGCAGUUUCUAUCUCAGGAACACUCCAGAGUUGACCCUGCACAGGCCACCACCACCUCUCAGCAGAAGAGCUGCAGCCACCUCCCCAGGGCUUUGCCCUCGCUACUGCCAGAAGUGCUGUGUGGAUGAGGUCGUCUGCGCCCCUUCCUGAAAUGCCCCAGUGGCUUCUCUUCACACUGAGGGUCCGCUUCUGCAUGCCUCCAGCCUCUCUCCAUUCACCCGGUGCGCUUCUUAAGCGUCUCUCUCUGCCGAGCACUGUCUAGGCUCUGGAGUGCAGAAGAGCAGGCAUCCUUCCCCUGGGAGCCCACAGGCUUCCGUCCCUCCAGCCCCCUCCCUGCGCCCUCAUCGUGCUUGCUGCCCCUCUGCCUGGAGCUCCUCCUAGAACCAGCCCCGCCCCACCUGUUCUCCUGUCCUCCUCAGAACCUGGACCUGUGCGCUGACUUGUUCCUCAUCUAUCAGGUGGUGCAGCUAAAGGCUGUGUUCCCGCAUGGCGCGUGCCUUGUGCUGGCCUUCGAGUUCAUGCUGUCAGAUCUGGCCGAGGUGCUGCGCCACGCCCAGAGGCCGCUGGUCCAGGCCCAGGUCAAGAGCUACCUGCAAAUGCUGCUCAGGGGCGUUGCCUUCUGCCACGCCCACAAUAUCGUGCAUCGGGUCAGUCCUAGCAUGGGCUGGAGACUUGAAACCAGCCAACCUGCUCAUCAGUGCCUCGGGCCAACUCAAGAUAGCAGACUUUGGCCUGGCCCGGGUCCUCUCCCCAGAUGGCAGCUGCCUCUACACACACCAGGUGGCCACCAGGUGGUACCGAGCCCCCGAGCUCCUGUACGGGGCCUGCCAGUAUGACCAGGGAGUCGACCUGUGGGCCGUGGGCUGCAUCCUGGGGGAGUUGUUGAACGGGUCCCCCCUUUUCCCAGGGGAGAACGACAUCGAUCAGCUGUGCUGUGUUAUUCGCAUCUUGGGCACCCCCAGCCCUCAAGUGUGGCCGGAGAUUACAGAGCUGCCCGACUACAACAAGAUCUCUUUCAAGGAUCAGGCACCCAUGCCCCUCGGGGAGCUGCUGCCUGAUGCCCCCCCUCAGGCCUUGGACCUGCUGGGGCACUUCCUCCGGUACCCUCCACGCCAGCGCAUCGCAGCCUCCCAGGCCCGCCAUACCUCAGAGGAGAAGCCAGGCCCUGUGGCCUACAGGCGUCACAUGCUUGGGGGCAUCAUGCACACGCGGGGUUGUUACCGGGGUCUUGCCACCUCCUGUCCCGCCUUCCUCACUCCGCUUGGCCUCGGCGCCCCUCCACAUCCCAGGACCUGUGCCCUUCUGCCCCUGCCCGGCUCCUGCACCACUGCAGUUGGCGUGUACGCUCCCUUCCCCGGGGCUCAUUGUCCCACCGCCCUGGGCUCCCUUCAGCCGCUCCUGGCCCCAGCCCACAGGGUGGGAGGAUGCCCUGAGGGGGCCUAUGCCUGGUCCCUGCUGCCUUCCCUCCUCGGGAGCACUGCCCAGACACUGAGCACCAGAUGGGAGUCCAGUGGGCAGCGGGGGUGAGGAGGAGGGCCUCUGUGGGGCAGCCUCUGCGUCCCUCCUUGGGACGGUGAGC
Messenger RNA from Manis javanica (Malayan pangolin), 2769 nucleotides. The record is from RefSeq and is a predicted model, not a curated record. Lineage: Eukaryota; Metazoa; Chordata; Mammalia; Pholidota; Manidae.